Molecule: messenger RNA, 1674 nt
Organism: Nymphaea colorata (pocket water lily)
Lineage: Eukaryota; Viridiplantae; Streptophyta; Magnoliopsida; Nymphaeales; Nymphaeaceae
Product: putative glutamine amidotransferase GAT1_2.1
Exons: 4
Coding region: 186-1457 (423 amino acids)
Cellular component (GO): cytosol
Molecular function (GO): hydrolase activity, acting on carbon-nitrogen (but not peptide) bonds, in linear amides
Source: RefSeq, a predicted model, not a curated record
GCAAGAUCCAUGCAGCCAUUAGAACCAAGACACCUUGUUCUCUCUCUAUAAAUAGUCUCUUCCUCCUCCAAUCUUGCACCGUGAAUCUCUGCUGUGCCCAUCGAUACAUCUUCCGUUCAUCCAUCACCGCCAUCAUCCGUCCACCACCACCACCACCGUCAUCAGAUCACUGCACCAUCAUCAAGAUGGGCAAUUUCAAAGACAUGAUGGCCACCAGGGAGCUCUCCAUGGUCAUGCCAAGAGUCCUCAUCGUCUCAAGAAGAUGCGUCCGCAAGAACAAGUUCGUCGAUUUUGUAGGCGAAUACCAUCUUGAUCUCAUCGUCAACUAUGGCGCCGUCCCUGUAAUAGUCCCAAGAGUCGCAGGCAUCCACAUGCUCCUGGAGAGCUUCGAGCCCAUCCAUGGGGUGCUCCUCUGUGAAGGAGAGGACGUGGAUCCCUCCCUCUAUGAGUCCGAUUUCGACGGCUUCUCACCGCAGGAGAUGGAGGAGAUCAAGCGGCUGCACUCCAGCGACACCGCCAUUGACAAGGAGAAGGACUCCAUCGAGCUGCAACUGGCAAAGCUGUGCCUGGAGAGGAACAUACCCUACUUGGGGAUCUGCAGAGGGUCUCAGAUCCUCAACGUCGCCUGCGGGGGCACCCUCUACCAGGACGUGGAGAAGGAGCUCGCGAGAAGCGGCAGGGAGAAGGUGAGUCACAUAGACUACGAGAAUUACGACGGCCACAGACAUACCGUAAAGGUUCUGGAGAGGACGCCAUUGGAGUUGUGGUUCAGGGACUCUCUGGGAGAAGACAUGGAGCUGAGAGUCAACAGUUAUCACCAUCAAGGGGUGAAGAGGCUGGCUGAGAGGUUCGUGCCCAUGGCCUUUGCAGCAGAUGGGUUGGUGGAGGCCUUCUACGAUCCGGAUGCGUAUAAUCCGGAGGAAGGGAAGUUCAUCAUGGGUCUGCAAUUUCAUCCUGAGAGGAUGAGGCAUGGGGAUUCAGAGAUGGUUUUCGACUACCCUGGUUGCCCUUCUGCGUAUCAGGAAUUCGUCAAGGCUGUGAUUGCCUACCAGAAGAAGGUGAAUGGUGAGGUGAAGGCCACAAAGCUCGACGGAGAGAUGGAGAAGAAGAGAAAGAUAAUUGUCCGGAGUUUUUCGAUGGCGAAGGAUAUGUACACGGCUGGUAGCACCAGAAGGCCCAUUGGAGACGAAGAUUUAGAAGCGGGAGCAGCGUUUCUAGAGUCAAGUGCUGCUCUGAGCAUACAGCAGGAGAAGCGGUUGAAGCAGAUGGGAGCUACUGUCAGGAACGCGUCCGCUUACAUGGAAAAGCUGAAGAUGAAUGAAGAGAGGGAGAUUGCAGCAAGGAAGAUGAUGUCCAAUAUGUCAAUUGAACAGCUUUCUGAUCUGCUCUCCUUCUAUAGCGUUAUGAGUCACAUUUGCUCUGAGAUCUUGGAGAAGAAACUCAUGGCGCCUUCCUAGAUGUCGAACUAGGAAGCUUCGGCUAGCUGCGCGUGCAAGCGUCUUCAACCCCAAACAGGGGUACCCAUCUGCGGAUCCUUCCUCCUGGCGGAUAUGAGAAUGAUCUGCAAUUGAAGGAUCAAAAAGGAUGAUCGAUCAAGAAUACAUGACUGCAAUGAUUUAAUGAUCAUGUAAAUUUCAUUUACACUUCAUUCUACUGUUGAAAAUUCAAAUUUUA